Molecule: messenger RNA, 3086 nt
Organism: Condylostylus longicornis
Lineage: Eukaryota; Metazoa; Arthropoda; Insecta; Diptera; Dolichopodidae
Gene: cd
Product: chorion peroxidase
Exons: 6
Coding region: 379-2961 (860 amino acids)
Biological process (GO): response to oxidative stress
Molecular function (GO): peroxidase activity; heme binding
Source: RefSeq, a predicted model, not a curated record
UAUAAAAUUUAUUAAUAAUAAUUAGUAGCUGUUCGUUAAUAUUGGAAAUAAUAAUAAUUGUAUUCGGCUUCAUAUUUGCUGUUACGGAUAAAUGCAAGCCUGUUAAAAGUUAAAAGCUAUUAGAAAUAAAAUUUUUCCAAUUAUAUUAUUUAUCUAUAUGAUUUAUUUUAAAUUAUAUAAUCAUAUACAUAGUACAACACUAUAAUUAUGAUAAUUGUAUAACGCAUGAACGGAAAUUUGAAGAAAAGAAAGGAAAAACCAAAAAUUGAAACGGUUUAAAGUUCAUAGAACCUAAAUAAGAAACGGUUAAAAACGGUGUCUCCUUUUUUGCUUCUUUUUAAAAGAAACGACUUUUAAAACUGAAGUGGAAAUUGUUGAAUGGUAUUUACUAUUGAUUUGUUAACGUAUUCAUCAGCAUAUAGACAAAAUAUGACAACUUCAAUACCAACAAUAACGCCAUUACCACCAUCAGAGAGAACUCCAUUGACAAGGCUUGAAGGUGCACCAGGUCCGUCAUAUGUUUUUCCUGGAGUAUCACCGAGAUCAAGAAGAAAACAAAUGAGACAAUUUCAGUGUUGCAUUUGUUCUAUAUUUAUAACGGCAACUAUAUUAGCAUUAAUUAUUGGGAUAUACUAUUCAGAUAUGGAUCCUAUAAUACCUAAUCAAAAUAAUAUGAGUACAACAACAAAUGAGCCAACAAUAGAUUUAAAUGAAACAGAAAUCUUGUUACUUUUAUCAGAUCAAAAAAUUCCGAUUCCAGAUGAAAAACCAUCUAAAUGGGUACUACCAAUUCCUUCAAUAGAAGAAGCUGUAGCUGCAAAAGAUUUUGGUUUAAGAGCUUUAGGUGAUAGAGAAAUAUAUGAAGAGAGUUUAAUUCCGAUGCCUAUAAAUUCACCAUCAUUUCGUCAUUUUCAUGCUAUAGUAAAUACUCCUGAUGCUCGUUCAUCAUCAAAAAAGGGAUAUGUUGAAUACCAUGCAACUUUUCAUGUAGCGCGUAAAUAUAAUUACACAAGAAGACCGGGCGCCAGAAAUAAUAUUGGGGAAGGACCAUUGAUUGAUUUAAGUAAUAAUACCUUAACAAAUGUAAAGUGCAAUUUUAAUUCGCGAUAUAGAAAAAUUAAUGGUUUUUGUAAUAAUAAAAAUCAUCCAACAACCUUUGGCGUAGCGCUAUUAUCAUACAGAAGAGCUCUUGCACCAGAUUAUAGCGAUGGAAUUAAUAAUCCUAGAGCUGCAAGAUCUGGUAAUCCGUUACCUUCAGCCAGACAAGUUUCUCUUAAUGUUCAUCGACCUGUAUAUACGGCAGAUCCUAAUUUUACUGUUAUGUUAGCUGUUUUUGGGCAACUAUUAGAUCAUGAUAUUACUGCAACAGCUUUAAAUGCUGCUCAAGAGGGUCAACCAAUUGAUUGUUGUCAAGUGCCUUUAAAUCAACAUCCUGAAUGUUUUCCAGUUCCAUUAGUACCGGGUGAUCCUUAUUUUGAUCAAUAUAAUUUGACAUGUAUGAAUUUUGUACGAUCAGCACCAGCUCCAACUGGAAGAUUUAGUCCUAGAGAGCAAUUUAAUCAAGCAACUGCAUUUAUAGAUGCAUCAAUGGUUUAUGGUAACACUGAAGAAAAAAUUAAUUUGCUAAGAUCUAGAACAGGAGGUAAAUUAAGAAUGUUUAGGACUCCUGAUAAUCGUGAUUUAUUGCCUUUAUCAAACGAUCCUAAAGAUGGGUGCAAUCAAGCUAAAAUGAAUGCUCAAGGGAAAUAUUGUUUUCAAAGUGGAGAUGAACGUGCAAAUGAAAAUUUACAUUUGACUUCAAUUCAUUUAAUAUUUGCUAGGCAUCAUAAUUUUUUGGCAACUAAUUUACAGCAAAUAAAUCCGCAAUGGAAUGAUGAAAUGCUAUUUCAAGAAUCAAGAAAAAUUUUAGGAGCACAAAUUCAACACAUAGCAUACAAUGAAUUCCUUCCUAUAUUGCUAGGUUAUGAAUUUGUCAAAAGCAAGAACCUUUUACCUAACCCACAAAACGCAAGGGACAUGUAUGAUCCAGAUGUUAAUCCGACAAUAGCUAACCAUUUUGCAGCAGCUGUUUUUCGAUUCGCUCAUACAUUAUUGCCGAGUCUUUUUAAAAUGACACGGGAUAAUACAACAGACGAGCAAAUAGAAUUACACCGUAUGCUAUUCAAUCCUUAUUCAUUGUGGGAAGAAAAAGGAGUCGAUCAAGCAUUAAAAAGUGCUGUAGAUACACCUAUUAUGAAAGUUGAUGGUCACUUUAGUAGAGAACUAACUGAAAAACUAUUUCAAGUUGAUUCUCCCGACGAAUUAAUUCCAAGUAAUAUUACUGAUGCAAUACCUAAUAAACAGGCAGUAUGCGGAUUAGAUCUUGUUUCGUUAAAUAUCCAAAGGGGUCGCGAUCAUGGACUGCCAUCUUAUACUGAAUUUCGAAAACAUUGUAAAUUACCAACAGCUAAGACAUGGGACGAUAUGGAAAAAUUAAUUGAUCCGACGUCGGUUGAAAAUAUGAAAUUAAUAUAUGAAACUCCAAUGGAUGUCGAUUUAUAUACAGGUGCUUUAAGUGAACCACCAUUAGAAGGUGCAAUUUUCGGGCCACUUUUAGCAUGCUUAAUAUCUGAUCAAUUUAUACGUUUAAAAGUUGGUGAUUCAUUUUGGUAUGAGCGUAAAUUUGGACCGCAACGAUUUUCAAACGAUCAAUUAAACGAAAUAUAUCGAACAACUUUAGCCGGAAUUAUUUGUCAAAAUUCUGAUAAUGUCGUUAAAAUUCCUAAACUUGUAAUGCAAAGUCCAAAUAAUUCAACAAAUCCUUAUGUUAAUUGUACAGAAAUUAUUAAUUUCAACUUUAGUCCGUGGAUGAAUGAAAAAUUUAUUGCUGCAAAUAUUAAACUUCGCCUUGGUGCAAAACCUAAUAUAAUAACCAUAGUGAAAAAUAAUAAUGGAACAAUACCAAAAAAUAAAUUGGUGUAGAAUUACAAAAAAAAAAACAAAAACAAAAGACAACUGUAUACAAGUAACUUUGUUAAUAAUUAAUUUAAUUAUAAUUAUACAUUUAAAAAUUUUAGUUUCGUUAAAUAAAGUCAAUUUUAUACGAA